CCACUUUUCUUUUCUUUUUCCAUUUUCAUAGUAUUCACUCAGGAAACCCAAGCCGAAUGAGGAAGACAACGACGAUCCAUCUAAUAACGAGAAGAAUACUACCUCUCACACUCAACCGACCAACAACAACAACAACCAUCAAACGACUACCAUCAUCAUACAGAAACUUCUCAAACACCCUCAGGAUGGCAGACCCAUUCACAGAAAUCCCAGCACAGGAUCAUCUACCAGCCUACUCAAUCCUAGACAGACCGAUCAUCAAAUCAGCCUCUGACAGCCGAUCCUAUCGAAUCAUCAAACUCCAGAAUCAUCUGCAGGCCAUCCUGAUCCAUGACCCAAAGACCGACAAGGCCGCAGCCGCCAUGGACGUCAACGUAGGACAUCUCAGCGACCCUCAAGACUUGCAAGGACUAGCCCACUUCUGCGAACAUCUACUCUUCCUCGGCAAUCAGAAAUACCCCAGCGAGAACGAAUACUCUGAAUAUCUCUCAAAGAACUCCGGUCACUCCAACGCGUACACGGGCAUGGAUAACACGGUCUACUACUUCGACGUCCAUCCAUCCGCACUCGAUGGCGCACUCGAUCGCUUCUCUCAGUUCUUCAUCUCCCCUACCUUCACCGAAUCUUGUACCGAACGCGAGAUACGGGCAGUCGACUCAGAAAACAGUAAGAACUUGCAGAACGACGCCUGGAGGAUCUUUCAACUCGACAAGGCAACCUCAUCCCCCAAUCACUCCUUCUGGAGGUUCGGCACCGGUAACCUCAAGACCUUAGUCGAACGACCUAAAGCAUUAGGACUCGAUAUCCGACAGGAAUUACUCAAGUUUUACUCAAAACAUUACUCCUCUAACGUCAUGAGCCUCGCCGUACUAGCCAAGGAACCUAUCGAAGAUCUCACCAAGUUGGUCGUCCAGAAAUUCAGCCUAGUACCCAACAGGAGUAUUAUCCCAGAUCGAUUCGACGGAUCACCCUACACUCCGAAAGAAUUAUCAAAAUUAAUCAUCACCAGGAUGGUUAAGGAUACCAACUAUCUCGAGAUCACCUUCCCUAUGCCCGAUCAAGCCCCCUACUACGAUACCCAACCUCUAGGAUUUAUCAGCCAUCAUAUCGGCCAUGAAGGUCCGGGAUCAGUCAUGAGUUAUCUCAAGAAGAUGGGCUGGGUCAAUACCCUCUCAGCCGGCGCCAGUGGUGGCGUCACCGGCUUCGACCUCUUCAAGAUCACUCUCGACCUCACGGCUAAUGGAUUAGAAAACUACAAGCAGGUCGUCCAGAUCAUUUUUGCCUAUCUAGAUCUCCUCAAGUCUACACCCCCGCAAGAAUGGGCAUUCAAAGAACAAGCACUCCUGUCUGAGACCCGAUUCAGAUUCAAAUCACCCUCACCCCCAUCAUCUUAUGUGACCAGCUUAGCCACUUGGCUCAGACGACCCUGUCCGAAAGAGAAAGUGAUCUCGAGCGUCUAUCUGACCGAUCGGUUCGAUGCCGAAUUGAUUCAAAAACAUCUAGAGUUGGUCAGGCCUGAGAACUGUCGGAUCUUGCUCGGUACUCAGACCGCCUUACCCGGGGUGACCUACGACUCGAAGGAACGAUGGUAUGGAACUGAAUACACCAUCCAACCCCUACCAGAAGGAUUUCUGAAACCCUCUCUGCCCGUCGACGCGCUCUCUCUACCCCCUCCUAACUCAUUCAUCUCCACUAACUUUCACGUCGAUAAACCUGAUCAGCCGGUCCUUAUACCCACUCGAAGACCCACUUGUCUCAGAGAUGAUCAGUUUGGUCGGGUUUGGCAUAAGAAAGACGACCGUUGGUGGUUGCCUAGAGCUAGUGUAAUUUUGAUGCUACGAAAUCCGAUCACCAAUUCGAGCUGUAUCAAUUCACUCAAGACAUACUUCAUCUCUAGACUAUUAAAAGACGCAUUAAACGAAGAAUUGUAUGAAGCAGAAAUUGCCGGGUUAGGAUAUGAAGUAGGAAGCAUAUGGGAUGGGUUGGUCUUCAAUGUGGAUGGAUACAACGAGAAGUUAGGACACCUGAUGGAGACGAUCUUGAGAGGAUUGAAGGAGAUGAAGGUCGAUCGACAACGGUUUGAGAUCCUGAAGAAAGAAUCCGAACGCGCCUGGAAGAACUUUAUCCUCGAGAGUCCCUAUUCACAUGCAGCUUAUUGGAUGGGCUCGAUCGUUUCGGAGGUCCAUUACAGCUACGAGGAGAAGCUAGAUCUAUUGGCGGAGUUGAAACCGGAGGAGAUCGAGGCAUUCAUCCCGGAGGUCUUAGGACGCGGGUUUGUGGAGAGUUUGGUGCAUGGAAACAUGACUGCGGAGGAGGCGCUCUCGAUCUCGACUCUUCCGCAAGAGAUCUUUGGGCUGGGAUCGGUUGCGGCUGGGGAGCUGAAACCGGUACGCCCCAAGCUGAUCCCACAAGGCUCCAACAUCGUCUACCAGCGGCCCUUGGCCGACCCGUCCAACGUCAACAGCGCCGUGGAUUACAUGAUCGCCGUAGGCGAUAUGGCGGAUGAUCAGACCCGUGUCAAGCUCAUGUUGCUCGCCCAAAUGGUCCAGGAAUCCUGCUUCAAUCAGCUUCGGACUAAGGAACAGUUGGGAUACAUCGUCCGCUCCUAUACCGCUAUGGCCCCCGGUCAAGCCGGCCUCAAAAUCCUCAUCCAGUCCGAACGCGAUCCCAUCUUCGUCGAAUCCAGAAUCGAACACUUCUUGGAUUGGUUCCUUAAUCAUAAACUCCUUAAAAUGACCCCCAAUGAGUUCGAAGAAAUGAAAACUAGUUUGAUUAAUAAAAUCGUCGAAGAUUUCAAAAAUAUGUCGGAUGAGACAUCGCAUUAUUGGAUGCACAUCAAAGCGGGUUACUAUGCCUUUGAACAACGAUUUCUGGAUGGCGCGUUGAUCAAGAAGAUCAGUAAGGAGUCGAUGGUCGAGUUUUACCGGGCGCGGGUGUUGCCGAGUUCGGCGUCGCGAGCCAAGUGUUCGACGCAGAUCGUCUCCUUGCAUGUUCCGGUACCUUCUCAGGUCCUGAAUGGUUUGCAUUCUGGAGGGGCUGAUCAAGAUAAGAAGGAAGGUGUUGUGGAUGAUGAUUCUCAGGAGGAGGAGGAGGGAGAGGAAGAGAAAGUUGGAGAAGAAGAGAAGAAGGAGAUGGUUGAUCCAGAACUCCGCUUCGAGCCCACCCCGGCAGACCUGACCUUCCUGCACUCGAAGCCGGACCGAGCCUCGCUACUAAGCUACAUGGAAACCAAGAAGAAGAAGGAGGAGGAGGAGGCUAAUGUGGACCAACUGGACCGGCUGAUCAAGCAUCUCACUCUCUCCCUCGACCAGCUCGACCAGCAGGUCUUGGAGACCAAUCGGGCCGUCAACCUCCUUCCGUCGCCACAGAUCUACACCGAUAUCGUCGCGUUGAAAGAGGCCUUGGACGUCGGCGUCGGCGCGGUACCUGUCAAGAACUGGAAGGCGGAACCGGCCCUGAUCGAUCUUUCGUCCCCUCCUUCGUCCCCUAAUCCUAAACUCUAAGCCUGCUCUCCCUCUCAUCAUUCUUACCUGUUCAUUGCCUCGUUUGUGUAGUACUUCAUUUCCAGUCCUCCUCAUCUUCCCCCACUCUUCUUUGUUUAAUAACUGACCCCCCCCCCAAAAAAAAACAAAAAACAAUCCCCUUUCGGUUUUGUCUUGUUCACAUUGUUUUGUACAUACAUGUAUAUAUAUAUGUGUGUGUGCAUAUAUUUAUGUAUAUAUGUAUAUAUUAGAUGUGUUAGAUGGAUGCUCAUACUAUAGAUCGAUAGAUGAAUAUUUACGUAAUUUGAUAAUUUGAUAGAUCAAUAGAUUGAUAAAUGGACAAGUGGAUAGA
Molecule: messenger RNA, 3834 nt
Organism: Puccinia graminis f. sp. tritici CRL 75-36-700-3
Lineage: Eukaryota; Fungi; Basidiomycota; Pucciniomycetes; Pucciniales; Pucciniaceae
Exons: 4
Coding region: 57-3503 (1148 amino acids)
Biological process (GO): peptide catabolic process
Cellular component (GO): mitochondrion; cytosol
Molecular function (GO): metalloendopeptidase activity; metal ion binding
Source: RefSeq, a predicted model, not a curated record